This is a messenger RNA of Acanthaster planci (crown-of-thorns starfish), 1881 nucleotides long. RefSeq names its product rho-related protein racA-like. The record is from RefSeq and is a predicted model, not a curated record. Gene Ontology annotation, molecular function: GTP binding; protein binding; GTPase activity. Gene Ontology annotation, biological process: small GTPase-mediated signal transduction. Lineage: Eukaryota; Metazoa; Echinodermata; Asteroidea; Valvatida; Acanthasteridae.
GAGAAAGCAAAGACCCAGGUGAUGAUCAGUGCAGACAUCUCUUACAAGACCUUCCUCUAUAUCGUGGAGUUUCUGUACACAGGCUUUCCCAGCAUUACAGAUGGGACCAGCACAGAGGACCUAGUGGCUUUACAGAAAGCAUCCAAUACAUUCUCCUUGCCUAUGCUGGACAGCAUCGUCAAGAACCUACAGAAUGAUGGAAAGUUCCUGAAUCCUAGCAUUGGAACCUACCUGAAUGACCAGACAGGACAGAGGGCCAAGUGGUUGUUCCUGAACAAACAGACACUGUCUGAUAUCCGAUUCAAAGUUGAAGGCGCAACGGUCUACGCUCACAAGGUGAUGCUGAUAUCUCGCUGUGAGGUCAUGAAUGGAAUGUUCAGCGGAGACUUCACUGAAAGCAGCAAAGAUGAGAUUAGAAUUGAAGACGUGAGUCUGGAGUGUUUCUUGGCCCUCCUGGAGUACCUGUACACUGACCACGCCCCUAUAGAGGAGGGUGAUGCCGUGGGGAUCCUUGUAGCCGCUGAUCAGUAUGGCCAAGAUCGACUGAGAAAUCUCUGUGAGCUGUACAUCUCCAAGGGGGUAGAUGUGACAGAGGAACAUGUGGAUGUCAUUGGACUGUUGCAUACAGCCCAGAUGUGCAAUGCCAGCCAGCUUGCCGAGUGGUGCCUUGGUCUCAUUUCCCGUAACUUUGUGGCCUUCCAGCAGCGGGCGGAGUUUAAGAAGCUGGAGGGGGAGAACCUGAAAUAUGUCACUGAGAACCGCUGGCCUCCUGCGAGCUACCUGAAAAAGGUGGAAAAAUACAAGGCUCAGUGGGGGAAGAAAGGGGACAAAGUAUGACAGAGGGGAAAAUGAGAUGUUUAUUCUGUUUGGUUCUCAGUUUUUUAAAAAGAAUUUAAGAUGCGGAUAAGGUUUUCAUGCAUUUUGUUUACCGGAUAAGUUAGGCUUUCAAUGCAUUAAAGCUGGUUUUAAUCAAAUCAAUUAGUAAUUAAGAAUUAUAUAUAGUUUUUAUACUUUUAUACAUGUUUUAUUCUAUAGGUCAAAUAAACCUUUUCAUAUGUUUCAAGGUUUAGUAUUUAUUACUCCUGGAAAACUGUAUGUUUGGAAACAAUCAUUUCCCCUUUCUGUUAGUGCAGCAACCUUGUGUCUUUAUAUGUAUGGCCAUGCUGGUGUGAGAAGCAGUGUAAUGAAUAAUGUACAUAUAAGUGUUAUGGUAUUGCCAAGUUAGUGGACUUGGUUUUUAUAUGGAUGUAGCAGAAUGUAUCUAAGAAUCAUUCCCUCCAACUCAAGGACGAUGCUGGUACAAUUUCCAAAGUGGUAAAAAAUAUGAAUUGGCAUGGUGGGGCUAGUUCCCCACACCCCAAGUGCAGGAUACACCUGCUUGUCAUCAGCCGAUAUCUAAUGCGUAUUACACGACGAACAUCUAACAAAAGUAACACAGUGCAUUAACAAUGAGCGUCCAUUGGUAUUGCACCGUGCUUCUUUUGUUAGAUGUUUAUAGCGUUAGUGCCGAAAUAUUAUCAAUUUGGAAUUAUUUAGUCAGAGGCCCUUCACACUUAUAACUUGGGAAGAAUAACAGCAAUUUACUAACCAACUGAAUGAAAAUUGGCAUAUUUAAUAAAUGAUUAUGUUAAUGAAACUCAAAGUCUCUCUUGUUAAAGCAAUGAAUUCUACGUUCACAUGUUUUUCGUGAAAUUUCCUACUCCUCUCCGUGAAACUAUUUACCUCCCUUCGGGGUUAAGUGUAUUGAAAGAAGCAGUUUCUAAACUUUUUAAAUAGUUCAAGCAUGCUAUGAGAGUGCAGUUGUGGUAAUGCUAGUCAGUGAGGACACUGUUGAUUUCAUAGAUUUUUCUGUUCAAAUUAUAAUAAACAAGAUGCCCUCGA